GUCAGUAGCUAAGGCUGCAUGACAUAAUGUAACACAAGUGUAGAAAAAGAAUUCUAGCUCUACACUUGCAAUAGCAGAACAUAGCUGAAAAGCUCGCCUGGUUUGGAUUUCAACAGCCUCUUCAACCCAGACUGUGCAGAGUAUUGCUUGUUGGGCUGAUUGACCAGUGUUGAAGCCAAGAGAGCUAAUUUCAUUCUGCAGUAAAUCAUUUUUUUUGCCAGUGGAUCUUCUUUUAAAAGUGGAUUAUAUGGAUACAGUGUUGAACUUAAACAGGUAUUGCCAACCAGGUCUCAGCAGAGAUGCCAGAUAAAACACCAGAGGGCACAGAAACUGCAUCUCAGAAUGAAGAUGAAUACCAUUUGCCUCUUGAUGAUCUAUCAACUGUAAUACAACCUCCAAGUCCCAGGACUAGUGGUGACCUACACUCGGCAAAUAGACAUUUCCAGUAUUGUGGGAUAAAGAACAUGGAGUUGUCAGACGGUGACAGACCAGUUAGCUUUGGAUCUACGUCCUCCUCUACUUCCUCCAGGGAUAGUCGCUGCUCUUUUGGAAGUCGAAUGACCUUAGCAUCAAAUAGUCAUUUGGGCUUGUUUAACCAGGAUAAGGAAGCAGGAGCCAUAAAGCUAGAACUUGUUCCUUCCCAACAUCUUUCAAACAACGACCUUCACAUAAACCAGUAUGGAGAGCAGACUCUUGGAAACUCAAGAGAAAAGCAAGCUGCUGAAUGUCAGCGUUUGUCGUGGAAAGAAUCCAAAGGAUCGGCCACAAAUGGCGCAUUGUCUGAAGAGGUGGAAUCUUCAAGUCCAAAGCUCAUGUAUGUUGAUAGAGUGGUCCAAGAAAUUCUUCAGACAGAGAGAACCUAUGUCCAAGAUCUUAAAAGUAUUGUUGAGGAUUACCUCAAUUGUAUUUCUGACCAAUCGAGACUUUCACUAGGAGCAGAAGAAAGAUCAGCUCUCUUCGGAAAUAUUCGAGAUAUCUACCUUUUCAACAGUGAGCUUCUUCAAGAGUUAGAAAACUGUGACAAUGACCCUGUUGCAAUAGCAGAGUGCUUUGUUUCAAAGAGUGAAGAAUUCCAUAUUUACACACAAUACUGUACAAAUUACCCAAGGUCUGUGGCUGUAUUAACGGAGUGUAUGAGAAAUAAAAUACUUGCAAAAUUCUUCAGAGAGCGACAGGAAGUUUUACAACACUCCCUUCCUUUGGGGUCUUACCUAUUGAAACCCGUUCAGAGGAUUCUGAAGUACCACUUGCUGUUACACGAAAUAUCCAAUCACCUGGAUAAGGACACGGAAGGAUAUGAUGUUGUGCUGGACGCCAUCGAUACAAUGCAACGAGUAGCAUGGCACAUUAAUGACAUGAAAAGGAAACAUGAACAUGAUAUCAGGCUUCAGGAAAUCCAGAGCUUACUCACAAAUUGGAAAGGACUAGACUUGACAAGUUACGGAGAGCUUGUUUUAGAGGGGACGUUCCGUAUUCAGCGAGCCAAAAAUGAACGCACUUUGUUUCUGUUUGAUAGACUGCUUCUCAUCACAAAGAAAAGAGAAGAUACAUACACAUACAAAGCUCAUAUCCUGUGUUGCAAUCUAAUGCUUGUGGAGGUGAUUCCAAAAGAACCACUUAGUUUCAGUGUCUUCCACUAUAAGAACCCGAAGAUACAGCACACUGUGCAGGCCAAGUCACAGCAGGAUAAACGACUGUGGAUUCUGCAUUUGAAGAGAUUGAUCCUUGAGAACCACCCUGCAAAAAUUCCAGCAAAGGCUAAGCAAGCAAUACUGGAAAUGGAUGCCAUACAUCAUCCAGGGUUCUCCUACACUUCUGAAAUAGAUCGCAAAUCCACUGCAAGUCCAAAAGAUGAUUUAGCAUCAUGCAGGAUUAGGAGAAAGUCAGAACCAUCUGCAAACUUACACAAAGUUAUGAAGCCAAAUGAUAUGAGUCCUGAGGCUCGCAAGCGUGUCAGCAUUCAGGGUGCCUUGCUUUGCCAAGCUGCUAAACUGGGAUCUGGUGAAAUCAUGCUUGGAUCUGGGAAAAAGAAAGGAAUUUUACGUCAGAGCAGUAACAUGAGGGACUCCCAAGAUUACUUUGGCAGAGCCUUCAAUGGUGAUGAUUUGUCCUUGAGGGCAGCAGAUCAAACGGAUGCUGAUGAUGAGGAUGAAUAUGAACAGAAUACACAGCCAUGCUCCCAUCAGAAAGUAAAAGGAGGAAGAAAAAGGCUAAACAGCCAAGUAUCAGACAAUGUGGAAAAACGUAGAAGUAUCAACCUCAGUAUUUGUGAAAGCCAGAACUCAAAAGAUCAAUCGGAUGAAGAAGCAUCACUGCUGAAUGCAGAACAGCUGUUUCCCAGUUCUGUUCGUCCCCUGAGUGGACAGCAUAGCACACCACAGAGAAGUGCUUUAAUAAUGAAUAUCCUAGGAGGUACAACUUCUUUGAGGAACAUUUGGACAGAUCACCAAAUUAGACAAGCACUCUUUCCGUCUAGGAGAUCUCCGCAGGAGGAUGAAGAUGAUGAUUACCAGAUGUUUAUGGUGUCCGAUUCUGCUUCUAAACUGGAAUCCUCAAGGUCACAGGAUGAAAGGGGAGCAUCUAGCCGCCCCUGUAGCUGGCACCUUGGACAAAUGCAAGCCGAGAACACAUCAAGUUCCUUCUGCAAAGUUGUAAGACGAGCAAGUAGUGUUGGGGAAAAUAAAUCCCAUUCUUGUAAUCUAAGAACCAGGCAAAACUAUCAAUCUUCUCGGAGUGAACAUUUAACAAGUUCUUAUGAACAUUGUGAAAAAAAUACAUCUCGGGGUUCUUCAGAGGAGCUGACUAUUGAUGACAUUGAACAUGUAUAUGAUAAUAUCAGUUAUGAAGAUUUGAAGCAGAUGGGACUCCUAAGAAAAAACAAUUCUGAUUUCCUUACUGUUAAUACUGCAAGUAAUUCCACUAAUCAAUACGGUGACCAUGUAAAUGAUAGAACUUUUAAAGGGCGUGGUGAUAAUAAUAGGGCCACUCUGGUGACAAACAGAGAAACAUUGUUUAAAAGAGGCAUAUCCCAUUCUAACUCUCAGGAGCUCCGGAUCAUUGAAGAAAACAUCUAUGACUCAAUUUGCCUGCCUGAGCAGUCACUUGAACAAAUAAAACAGAAUCCAAGUUCUAAAAGAAACAAUUUUUUGAGUAUAGAUUCCGAUUUUCAGUGUUAUGACCAUUUAAAUCAAUUUGUUUCCGAAGAAUGCCUGCACUUUAGUGAAGAUGAAUCCUUGGACCACCGUGUACCCACAGGAGAUGCAGAAUAUUUUAAUUUGGUGGAGAGUUCUAUAAACUCUGAUUCAGCAUCACACAAGUCUGCAGCUGAUAAGUUGUCUGAAGAAGUAGAUGAGAUCUGGAAUGAUUUGGAAAACUAUAUUAAAAAGAAUGAGGAAAAGAAAAAUGAGCGUCUAUUGGCAUCUUUUCCUGUUGGCAAAGAUGAUGUACGUGAAAGGCGUCAUACAGCAACUCUUUCUAAUUUUUACAAGGAUGUAGAUUAUUCGCGGUCUUCAUUAUGUCUGCCACAAAAGCCACACACACCCACUUCUUUAAUGAUCAAUUCACCAAGAGCCAGAAAAGUUGAUAUCAGUUGUGAAACACCUGCUAGCAGCUCCUUACUAAGUCUAAAGAGAACUUCCAUUACCAGUGAGCUAACGUUUGUGGAAGCUCCAUACUUUGCCUCUCAAAAUGAUCUUUCAUGUUCUCAAGCUCUGAGUGUUGCUCAGGGUUUGGAUAGCAUUGAUAAAUCAAAAAACAAGGUCUUUACAAUGGCUCGUCAAUACAGCCAGAAAAUUAAAAAGGCCAACAAUCUUUUAAAGAUAAAAAGCCCAGAGCAAGAGCAGCCAUCUUGCAAACCUUACAAAAUGAAACCAAAAGAUCUUGCAGCAAUCAUGGAAGAGAAGAAACAAGGAGGACCUGCUAUUGGUGCAAGAAUCGCAGAAUAUUCCCAACUGUAUGACCAGAUUAUCUUUCGCGAUUCUCCUACAAGAAUGCAAAAGGAAGGCAAAGGCAGUUUAAAAGAUUCCCCAUCAAUAAAGUCAAUUCAACAACCUGCAUCACUUCCGGUCACUGAACACCACAGUAAAUGUUUGCAAACCAACAACUUUAAUGGAGAUUUUACAGAUUUUUUUACCUGGCCUGAUGGUAAAGACUUAAAAUCAAAGUCUGACUUUUCUGGAAACGGUCCCAGAAGUCACCAAAGGAACAUGACAAGUGCUUGCUCUGUGCCAUCAUUGAUCAAAUCCACCCCAAUAGCUUUACAUACACAGCGAUGGAGUACAAUUAGCCAAAAGAAUAAUGAAGAUACACAUCAAGAUAACAUGUAUAAUUCACUAGGAAGGAGAGUAGUUUGUGAACAAACACAGCCUUACAUUCUCUCACAGUCGUCCUCUUCCAUGUUCAGUCCAAGGAAGGAGCUUUCCAUCAAACUUCCCAAUAACUCUCCUGUCCAUGAAUCUCCGUGUACGUUAAGAACUGUGAAGAAGCCAGAUCUUUGCAAUACAGGUGACUUCCAUUUAUCUGAACAUGUUCCAGUAUCUCGGGAAGACAACCCAGAGAUGACUUUGCAAGACUCUCAUAAAAUCCUGGUGCUGAACAAGCUCUCCUCUCUCAAUGCUCAGAUAGCUACUCUAAAUUACUUUGCUAACUUCAAAGAUACAGAGGGUGAUGGAGAUGAUGAUGACUAUGUGGAAAUAAAGUCAGAGGAUGAAGAUGAUGUGCAGGAAACUGCUUCCAGUCAAACAAAGUUAGGUAUCCAUGGCAAAUCUGAACAUUCAUUGUCUCCGUGUAGCGCCAGGACUCCUUGCUCUCUUAGCAGGCCCAACACACCAGUAAAUUCUUUAAAUGGAAAAGAAACAUCCGAACUAGUAGCUUAUGAGGACCCUGACAAAAUAAACGACUACCUUUGGAGAACACCAUCUUCUAAUCCGCAAAAUAUUGUGCAAUCACUAAGAGAAAAGUUUCAGUGUCUCAGCUCAAGUAGUUUUGCUUGAACGUGUAUUUCCUUAUAACGAAAAGUUGUACUAUAAAUUACUGUUUUUUUAGUUUAGACUAUACAUGCACUGUUUGCUGCAUUUUAUGUUCAGCGUCCUAAAUGUAUGGCACCAUAUUGUUUACAGUUCACAUUUGAAAGCAGCAAAGUAUAGUGCUCCCCCCAUUCCUCUGCCAUCUACAAAAAUAGUUUU
Pelobates fuscus (common spadefoot toad) is the source of this 5183-nucleotide messenger RNA. It is a transcript of the gene PLEKHG1, whose product is annotated as pleckstrin homology and RhoGEF domain containing G1. The transcript has 19 exons. The record is from RefSeq and is a predicted model, not a curated record. Gene Ontology annotation, molecular function: guanyl-nucleotide exchange factor activity; small GTPase binding. The coding region runs from base 300 to 4991 and encodes 1563 amino acids. NCBI's taxonomy places the organism in Eukaryota, Metazoa, Chordata, Amphibia, Anura, Pelobatidae.